Molecule: messenger RNA, 3692 nt
Organism: Pseudogymnoascus verrucosus
Lineage: Eukaryota; Fungi; Ascomycota; Leotiomycetes; Thelebolales; Thelebolaceae
Exons: 4
Coding region: 1456-3525 (689 amino acids)
Biological process (GO): intracellular iron ion homeostasis
Source: RefSeq, a predicted model, not a curated record
CUCUACUUCCACCUCGAGUACCACCCACCAGCCCGCCAACCUCCCAAGCCCUCCUUCCCCCCUACCCUCACCUACCCACCGGCUUCUCUCCCCGUUCACAUCAUAUGGUACAGUAUGCACAGAGUCGCUCUCCCCGUUCACAUCCCCGAGUCGAUUACACCUUCUACUGCACAGAGCUGCACAGAACUGCACAUCCCACGCGAAACUGCACAUAACUGCACAUCUUACUACAUACAUGUUUUAGGAAAAAGCACAUCAUGUAUGUACAAGGGGAUGAUGUACAUAUUUGACUCUGCACCUCUCCUCCCUCCCAUCCACCCUGUCCACUCCCAUCCCUCCUCCCUGUUACCUGUUCAUCACUCCCCUAGUCCACCACUGCUCCACCCACCACCACCCCCCCUCCACAACAAGGGAAAGAACAGGGAAGAAGAUCAGAUUAGAUGGGACGGGAAGGAAGGGUUGGGAUGCGAGAACGCGGCAUGAGACGACGCCAUGAGGGGCCGAACCACCACGACAGAACAGAAACGAACAUGCUCAAACACACACCGUCGUAGCUAACAAACUCUCUUGUCUCUCUCGCUCUACGCCCUAUUUACACUAUAGCUCUACUAGUCCAACUAUAACUCCAGUCUACUAUAGUCAGUCUUCACUCCAUCCCUCCCUCGCUCUACAUUCACCCCCACGACUCUCACCACCAUCCUACUACACUUCUUACGCUACUUUUACACCUUGUUAACACACACAAACACACAACCCGGUGAUCAUCCCUCUCUUCUUCCUCUCUUCCUUCCACUCACCAGUCUCGCUGUCUUCCACUCUCACUCCCACUCCCACUUCCGUCUCCCACGCUCUUCUCACAAGCCAAAAGAAAAAUCCCUUCACACACAUACGCGCUUGUUUGCUCCACUUCGGGCAUCAUCAUCAUUUGUCUCUAGCUCUAGCUCUUUCUCAUCAUCCCAUCCAUCACCCACCCAUUCAUCCUCAUCCACCACCACAACCCAUCAAAUCCACAACCCACAGACACUAUCCUAUAAUACAUCCAUACCCUUACCCAUACCCAUACUCAUACCCCUACUCUCCAUCCAAACUAACCUUAACCACUACUCGGUAAUACUAACCAUGUCCUCCACUUAGUCAUCCGCACCGCUCUUUCUUUCCUUCUCUCACCAUCUAAUCUGAUCUUCUUCCCUUUUAUCUAUCCCCCCCCCUUCCCCCUUCUACUGCAUCCAUUCCCUCGGGAACUCCUCACAGCGAAAUUCCGAUAUUCGAAAUUUAUUUAUUUAAACUCCUGACACGCCCUUCACGCCCUGACCUUGUCACGUCAAACCUUUUACGUGGUUGAUUCUCUCGGCAGCUUGACUCGUGUAUUCUUAUACUUUUAUACUCAAUCCCGGGUUGACGGUUUACCUAUCCAGCUUUUUUGGAACCACCACUCAACGCGCCAUACCAAAACACAUGGCCAACAUCCCUCCCUCCAGGUCCCGGAGCACCGAGAGUCUCUUUUCACCCGGCCAAUCCACACCAACCAGCUCCGUCGGUGACAACAGCAGCGAUGUUCACUCUCAUCAAACUGCCACCACCACCCCCUCCACCACACCCCCCAACACGCCCCUAACCUCCCUAACCCACGCCUCCCUCCUCUCCCCCUCCACCACCUCCCCCACCACCCCCCUCAGCCUCCUCACAAUCGGCUUCGGCCCCGCCUCCCUCGCCAUCGCAAUCGCCCUCUCCGACCACCUCUCCUCCUCUCCCUCCUCCCCCUCCCCCCCCGUCCUCUUCCUCGAAAAGCAACCCCAGUUCGCCUGGCACUCCGGCAUGCAGCUCGCGGGGACACACAUGCAGAUUUCCUUCCUCAAAGACCUCGCUACGCCCCGCGAUCCUACGAGCCCGUUUAGCUUUUUGAAUUACCUGUUCACCAAGGGAAGGUUGCAGAAGUUUAUUAAUCUGGGGACUUUCUUGCCGGCGAGGAGGGAGUAUGAGGAUUACAUGCGUUGGUGUGCUAGUCAUUUCAGCCGCGCGGUCAGAUAUGGGACGGAGAUUACGAGGGUGGAUGCUGUGCACAACUCGGAAACCGGCAAGGUUGACAGAUUCAACGUCCACUGGGUCGAUACCGCCACUGGCGCUCCAGGGUCAGCGACAGCGCGCAACAUCGUGGUAGCCACUGGUGGAAGCCCAGCCGUCCCAACCCUCUUCGCACCCUUCAUCACCGGGCCAGAUGCGCGCUUCAUCCACAGCUCACAAUACGCAACCUCCAUCCCCCACCUCUCCAUCACCGUCCUUUCUCCACCCGCACCACAGCACCUGGUCGUAAUAGGCGGUGGCCAAUCCGCCGCAGAGAUCUACGUCGAUCUCUCUACCCGCUGUCCGGAGUCAAAGAUCACGCUGUUGGUGAAGGACACCUCCCUCAGACCAUCGGAUGAUAGUCCGUUUGUGAAUGAGAUCUUCGACCCCGACCGCGUCACUCCCACUUUCGAGAUGGCAGCCAAGGAGAGGAUGGAGAAGAGGGAGAGGGAUAAGGGGACUAACUACGGUGUUGUCCGUCUUGAACUCCUCGAGCGGAUAUACUCGGAACUAUACGCGCAGGAGGUCGAUGAACCAUGUGAAGAGAAGUGGAGGUGUAGAGUCCUUAACUCCCGCACGGUGGUGGGGGUGCAGAGAUUGGCUGGCGAGGAGGGACAGGGUGUGAGACUUGAGGUGGCGAGGACGGGGGUGGAGAAUGGGGAGAGGGAAGUGCUUGAGGCGGGACUGGUGGUGUUUGCGACGGGGUAUGUGAGGGAUGCGCAUGUGAGGAUUUUGGAUGGGACGAGGGGGUUGCUUGAGGCUGAGCGGGGUGUUGCUGAGACUGUUGGGGCGCCUGCUGUUGAGGAGGCUGCACCGGUUGCGGAGGCUGUUGAAGAGAUAGCUGUUGUUGAAGAGGUGGCUGCUGUCGAGGCGCCUGCUGCUGUCGAGGAGGCUGUUGAAGAGCUUCCUGCUGUUGCAGCGCCUGUUCCCGAGACAGCUGUGGAGGCAGUCGCUGUUCCCGAAGCAGUAACUGCAGAGACUGUCACCGAGACUCCCGUCACUGAGACUCCUGAGGCGGUAGCUACUCCUGCCCAAGCUCUUCCUGCUGCUGCUGUUGUAGCAGAGACUACAAAGGAAGUUCCGGCGACAGAAGGUAUCCCAGUAACGACCGCUCCGGCUGAAGAACCUGUCGCGGAGACGACCAGCACGACCACCACUGAGAUCGCCACUGAGACCACUGCUGAGACCACCACGGAGACCACCCCAGAACCAGAAUCUAACGCCGCGUCGGUGGACGAGGUGAAGGUGUCUGCCGAAGUCGCACGCGCACCAGCCGUCUUCCCAGUGGGUCGGGAUUAUAAAGUACAAUACGCCGAGGGCGCGGUGGAGGAGGGAGCGGGGAUUUGGUUGCAGGGGUGUAAUGAGAAGACUCAUGGGUUGUCUGAUACGCUAUUGUCUAUCCUCGCGCACAGGGGGGGUGAGGUGGUACAGAGUAUCUUUGGCCCCAGCAACACCUCUAAAUAAUUAGGUCCUGGUUGGCCUUGUCGCUUUGUCGCUCUCAUGCAAACAAUUGGUAAUAGCAGGGAGGCGGGGAGUUGCGAUGAGAGAAAUGAGAAUGAGGGAUAAGGGAUGAAAAUAAGAGAAAGGGAAAAAGGAAGGAAAAGAGGAGGGUAUUUAUACAUACGUUUAGG